Messenger RNA from Lotus japonicus, 1586 nucleotides. RefSeq names its product myrcene synthase, chloroplastic-like. Gene Ontology annotation, molecular function: terpene synthase activity. NCBI's taxonomy places the organism in Eukaryota, Viridiplantae, Streptophyta, Magnoliopsida, Fabales, Fabaceae. The record is from RefSeq and is a predicted model, not a curated record. The transcript has 4 exons. The coding region runs from base 103 to 903 and encodes 266 amino acids.
GCGAAGAAAACUAAUAUGGCUCAGCAAAAACUUGCUACAUUUCCACUUAGCUAAUUAACUAAAAUCACUUUUCCACAGGAAAGAAAGACUUCAUCUCAAGUUAUGAGAAGCGCCAAUGUCUCUAGUCCAACUCAAUGCAAGGCAUCAUAUGAAGUUAAUAAUAAUAGUCAAAUAAUUCCUCGUCGACCUGCAGUUUUUCAACCUUCAAUUUGGACUUAUGAUUAUAUCCAAUCAUUAAGUACUGAAUAUAAGGAAGAAAUUUACUCAGAUCAAGUAAGACGGCUAAUGGAAGAAGUAAGGAUGAUCCUUUACAAAGUGGAAAGUGAGCUUGAUCAACUUGAGUUUAUUGAUGUAUUGCAACGGCUUGGAGUGGAUUAUCAUUUUGAACAUGAAAUUAGAAAGUUCUUGGAUGAUAUUUACAAAAUAAACACCUUGAAUGAAAAAAAAAAUUUAUAUGCUACGACACUCAAGUUCAGACUCUUAAGGCAACAUGGUUAUAAUAUAUCUUCAGAUGGUUUUAUUCACUUUAGAGAUGAUCAAGGUAACUUCAAGAAAGGCCGUACUGUUGAUGUGGAGGGAAUGUUAUCAUUAUAUGAAGCAUCAUUUCAUUCAUUCGAAAAUGAAACUUUAUUAGAUGAAGCAAAAGAUUUCACCUCAAAAUUUCUGAAAGAAUAUUUAAAUGGGAGCAAAGGAAACCACUACACAUCCAUAUUAAUAAAUCAUGCUCUGAAGCUACCAUUACAUUGGAGGAAUCCUAGAUGGGAGGCUCAAUGGUUCAUUAAUGUAUAUGAAAUAAAGCAAAAUGUCAUUCCUACCUUACUUCAGUUGGCUAAACUUAAUUUCAACAUUGCUCAAGCCAUCUAUCUAGAAGAACUCAAGGAAUCAUCAAGGAAUGCUACUUAAGCUUAAUUUCAAGUGGCAUUAACUUGUUGUUGGGCCAAUAUUUUAGCCCGAACAUUCGGCCCAAAGCACACAAGGCAGUCAAACAUGGACUAAAGGAAAGAAAGGAAAAUGCUCUAAGUUAAAGAUGCAGUCGAAUUCGACAAAGGGACAUUAGUAACCGUUGCUACAAACACGGGCACAUUUAACAUGUGCAGCAUUGACUGAGUCGGUUUCUCACCACGAUGGUUGAGUACGUGGCCAAGAAGCGGUUGAAACAGUUGAGGCACACGAUCUCCACCACUACGCAGAGAACUUCCAGAGCAAGCAUCAGAUCGUGGAAAGAGAAAAUCAGACCCACUAACCCAUCCAAGAAGAAGAAAACCGCCAAGGACAUGCGGAACAUGAAGCUCUAUAAAUAGGAGAAUUCAAGUCAGAAAAGAGGUUCCCAACUCAACUCUGAAAAACUCACUAAAAAGCUCUAAUGUCCGCAUCAAUGAGACUCAAGGAGCAAGAAGUGAUGAUGGAGGAGUACGUUGCAGAACCAGCUGUUUAUCUUUCCUGCAUUUAAGCUUGUCGCGUUACUUGUUAAUUUCCUGUUUGCCAGUCCUGUUGUUUAAUUUCCUGUCGAGAUUUACGUUCCUUGCAGUUUUUCCUUUUGCUUUGUUACACUUUGAUCUUCAUGUAAUUGACCUGUGUUUAAUGAA